UGCAUCCUUCGCGCCUUUUCGCUUCUAACCUUGAAACUACACACCGAAAAUUACCGCCGUUUGAUGUUGUAAAACGAUAAACCUGUAUUCGUUUUUUGUAAAAAUAAUCGUGUUAUAUCAUUGUCUUGUUAUUAUCAAGUAUUUGUCAUCAUGUCGGAUCCACAAUUAACCACCGGAGCUAUUUAUAAAAUACUGCGCGGCGUUGUGCUGGAGGAUCCAAUCUUGCAGAUCAUCGGCAGUAAACGCAUCGAUUCUCAAUCCGCAGAGAAAUCUCGCCAUCGCAUUCUGCUCUCUGAUGGAAAAUACAAAGUUUCUUAUGCCAUGUACACAGUGCAACCUAAUGAUACACUUGCAAUUGGUGGAGAGAUUGCUGAAAACACUGUCAUCAAGAUGAAGAAAUUCAUUACCAGUACCAUUGCUGCACCCAAUAAAGGUGGUGAGAAGAAUGUUCUUAUUAUACUUGAUGUGGAAGUAGUCAAAGAUGGCAAGCAGGUUGGCAGAAUUCUUGGCAGCCCAGAGGCGCUCCCCAGUGAUUUGUCCACCAUUGAGAACAAAGAGAACAAUUCAUCAUCAAAUUCUGCAUCAUCCCUUCAAAGUAAUUCCAGGACUCCCACUUCAAAUGAUUAUGAACCAGCUCCAAAGAGACCUAAUCUCUCUGGUCCAGCCCCAUCUGCAGAUACCAGCUCAUUCAGUGCAGAGCUGAUUAUGCCAAUCAGCAGUUUGAGUCCAUAUCAAAACAAAUGGGUGAUCAAGGCUAGAGUGACCAAUAAGGGUCCAAUCCGAAAAUGGUCCAACUCGAAGGGUGAGGGUCAACUGUUCAGUUUUGAUUUACUGGACCAAAGCGGUGAGAUCCGAGCGACCGGAUUCAGAGACAUGGUUGAUAAAUACUAUGAAUUUCUACAAGUUGAUAAGAUUUACUACAUUUCAAAGUGUCAGAUCAAAAUGGCGAACAAGAAGUUUUCUUCAUUGAAGAAUGACUAUGAAAUGACUCUUGGAGCCGAGUCGGUUAUUCAAGAAUGUGCUGAGGAUGGAGACAUGCCGACUGUUCAAUACAGCUUUACUACUUUUGAUAAGAUUGCUGCAAUGGAAGCCAACACGAUGAUUGAUGUAAUUGGAGUUUGUAAGCAAAUUGGUGAUGUUCAAACCCUAACCGCACGUUCAACAGGAAAAGAGUUAAAGAAGCGUGACAUUGUUCUUGUUGAUCAAAGCAAGUCUGCUAUCACUUUAACUUUAUGGGGAAAUGAUGCAGAGACAUUCGAUUCAAGCAACGAUAUUGUCGCUGUCAAAGGCGCGCGUAUUACCGAGUUUGGCGGAGGCAAAAGUAUCUCUGUACCGAACGGCGGUACAUUUAAACUGAACCCUGAUGUAAAAGAGGCGUUUGCUUUGCGUGGAUGGUACGAUAAUGGUGGAAACAGGGAAGAAGCGGCGAAUUUGAGCGCUAGGACUGGCGGAGGUGGCGGGGCUGCUAGUUGGUUCAGUUUCAAACAAGUACAAAAUGAAGGACUUGGAGCUACCGAACGUGGCGAUUACUAUCAGAAUGUUGCUACGAUUCUUAUGAUCCGCAGCGAGAAUUUGAUGUAUGAGGCAUGCGCCAAUGAAGGGUGCAACAAGAAGGUUGUGAAUCUUGAGAAUGGAAGAUACAGAUGUGAAAAAUGCAACAUUGAGUCAACUGAAUUCAAGUAUAGACUCAUUGGAAACAUGAAUUUGGGCGAUUGGAGUGGAAAUCAAUGGUCGACUAUCUUCAAUCCGGAUUGUGAGUUUAUUUUUGGCAAAACAGCUCAGGAAAUCGGCGAUGGAGCCCGAAAUGAUCCAUCGUUCAUGCAAAAUUUGGCUAGCGAUGCCAAUUUCAAACAAUUUCAAUUCAAGUUUCGUGUUAAGACUGAAACUUACAAUGAUGAUUCUCGAUUGCAAACGGUUGCGGUGAAAGUCGAACCGGUCAACUACAGGACUUACAACGCACAACUCCUUUCUCAGAUUCAAGCAAUGACUGCUUAAAAUGCACAUCAUUUAUUUAUACAUUAUUUCUUAUACCUUUAUUACUUUAUUAUGCACUUACUUAUAAUAAAAAUUAGUCAAAAAGUAA
This is a messenger RNA of Dalotia coriaria, 2083 nucleotides long. Its product is annotated as replication protein A 70 kDa DNA-binding subunit-like. Gene Ontology annotation, molecular function: single-stranded telomeric DNA binding; damaged DNA binding. Gene Ontology annotation, cellular component: nucleus; DNA replication factor A complex. Lineage: Eukaryota; Metazoa; Arthropoda; Insecta; Coleoptera; Staphylinidae. The transcript has 6 exons. Bases 151 to 1995 code for a protein of 614 amino acids. The record is from RefSeq and is a predicted model, not a curated record. Gene Ontology annotation, biological process: telomere maintenance via telomerase; DNA replication; double-strand break repair via homologous recombination.